UGAAAAUGGUAAUGCUUGCUGGAAUAUUCACAUAUCUUGUACUUUAAUUCUAUUAGAUGGACGGUCCGCCAUCAUCAACCGGAUCUGAUACUUCUUCACAGUGCCGGGGGCAUUUUAUUGAAGAAGAUCUGCAGUAUGUUCUGUACGGAAGAAAUUCUGUGGAAGAGGUACACAUUUUAGAAACGAUGACUGAAGAAGACAUGGAAAGCUCAGAACAACAAUCCAAGGUCCCCAAAACAACGCCAGAUGGAAGAUGGAUUGAUGUAGCCAUGGAAACAGGUCAAAAAAAGUCUGCAAGGAAUGCAAAACUAAGCUACGCUGUGGCCUCGUUCCCGGAUGAAGUGAAACUUUGCCUGUCUGGAAUCCCAGGGGAGGGUUAUGGAGUUUGCGCAAAGCAGCAUAUUCCCGUGGGAACAUGGAUUGGUCCAUAUGAAGGAAAGUACCUUUCAACUGAUAUCGUUACUCCGGAUAUAGACACGUCAUACAUGUGGGAGGUCUACGAGAACGAGAAACUGGCCUUUUUUUUAGACGGUAGUGAUAUGGAUACUUCGAGCUGGAUGCGCUUUAUUCGUUGCGCUCGUCACAAAGAGGAGCAAAACAUGUUUGCAUUUCAGCACAACAAAAGUAUCUUUUAUCGCGCUUUCCGUGAAAUACCAAGUGGUACAGAGUUAUUGGUGUGGUAUGAUGAUAACUAUUACUUGCAGCACAUGGGGAUACCUGUCGGUAACUGGACGAAGGAUAUUUCACAACACUUUCCAGAUUUCGAAGGAAAAGCAUCAAGCACGAAGCAUGCUGACAGCGUCACUAUUUCAAGUGCGCAACCACAGACGGAACAAGAAAACUCUCCUGAUAAUGUCAGUCAAGAAGCUGACCAUCAAGCAAGGAGCAGCAAGCCUAAUGUUAACUACAGCUCCCCUCCUUGUAAGCGGCUGGUGGACAAAUCAUUCCUUCAAGAAACAGAACGACCUCUCAAGCGGCCUCGAAGGCAACAAGAAUCAAGCAAUAGUAUGUCACCUGCAGAAAACAACUCGAUAACCACCACAGGAAUUCAGCUGACUACUGGAUACCGCAAGAUAUACGAGAAAGUUUUGGAGAACUUCAGGGAGUGUGAUGAUUUCAAAUGUGGUCAGUGUAAAAUGUCCUUCACUCAGCGUUCUCUUCUGAACAAUCAUCUUUGUUCGCGCAUGUCUUGUAAGCCCUACCGAUGUGGCCAUUGUCAUGAAUCUUUUGCUCAACCAAAAGAACUGCGUAUGCACGCAGUUGUUCACGUUAGCGAGAAGCCCUUCAAAUGCGGGUACUGCCUGCGAUCGUUUAGUGGAGCGACCACCUUGAAUAAUCACAUGCGCACGCAUACUGGAGAGAAGCCAUUUUCGUGCGAACGGUGUGGGAAGUCAUUUUCACAAGCUUCCCAGCUUAGUCGACAUCGUAGGAUUUGCGUAAAUUAAAAUUUUUCAGGGAAUGAAGUUAGCUGCAUCCUGACUGAAAUCUUAAAAAUGAUAACUCUCAUUAUGUAUUACAAA
This is a messenger RNA of Pocillopora damicornis (cauliflower coral), 1520 nucleotides long. Its product is annotated as putative histone-lysine N-methyltransferase PRDM6. The record is from RefSeq and is a predicted model, not a curated record. Gene Ontology annotation, cellular component: nucleus. Gene Ontology annotation, biological process: regulation of gene expression. Gene Ontology annotation, molecular function: protein binding. NCBI's taxonomy places the organism in Eukaryota, Metazoa, Cnidaria, Anthozoa, Scleractinia, Pocilloporidae.